AUGACCACCCCAACCGAGUUCCACUCCUUUAACCAGCUCCCCUAUCAGCUGAGAGACAAGAUCUGGAAGCUCGUCCUCCGGCCGCUUGAUCGCGCGGGAGCCCACUUCUUCAACGUCGAGGAACGAGAAAAGCAAGAAGACAUAGGCAGCUUCCAACAACACGAUAUCUCCAUCACGUCUCUACGCAUGGCGUCCCCAUAUUGGCUUCACACCUGUGUUGGCGACACGCCCAAGCGGAACCGGUCAAUUUACAUGGUCGACAGCGGACUCUGGACAGCCUGCAAGGAAUCACGCGAGCUCAUGAAGAAGACGUUCAGACCGGAGAUUUCCAACCACUCCACCACGGGCUUCUGCAUUUCGUCCAGUUUGUCAGAUCCCUUGUCAUCUGGCUCUCCAUCCUUUAGUUCGGAAAAUGCCAUCACCGUUCAGAGGCGUUAUUUCACCGUUUGCCAGAAUCAGGAUCUUUUCAUCUAUUGGAAACUGAACUGGUCAUCGCCUGCUUGGUGGGACAGAGUCCUCAAUGACGGGGACCCACGCGAUUUCUUGAAAAAGUUGGGCCAUUAUCAAAAACACUUGGCCAUCGAGUAG
Messenger RNA from Sordaria macrospora k-hell, 588 nucleotides. RefSeq lists its product as uncharacterized. The record is from RefSeq and is a predicted model, not a curated record. NCBI's taxonomy places the organism in Eukaryota, Fungi, Ascomycota, Sordariomycetes, Sordariales, Sordariaceae.